UGUUUAAUUCUUCUUUUCUCUUUUUCUUUUUAUCAUUGGAAAAAGGGAUCUUAACAGCAUGCGGUUCUUUUACAAGUUACAUCCUCAUUCAUCUUUCUUUACAUUCCGUUCUACUUCUUUAUCGACUCAACGAUUUAUUACAACCACACGGUAUACAGGGAAAAAUACACGUACCUCAACUACUUCAGUCACCAACCAAACAUCAACCAAGACACCCACCAAAUCCAUUAUAGUAAAAGCGGCAGAUAGAAAAGAAUCCUUCCAUACCUCUUUAAGAAAUGAAGCAAACACGACAACAACAAAGAUAUCAUCUAACAGCAAAAAAAGCACAUUGAAUGACACGUCUGCCAAAGGCGUCGAUCCUGCACCUACAGCAACCAUUGUAGAAUCUAAUAUGCCAACUGUUCAAGAUAAGAGUUAUUUUCCAGCCACCGAUCAAUUCGAUCCUCAAUUAGCUGAAGAAGGUCUUGACAUUGAUAAUCAAUCACACAACUGGUCCACCUCGUUUUAUGGUCUCUCCACUGUCCCUUUUUCUCCUGACAUUGCCAACAUUUUACAACAAGAGGUGAAUCCUGAUGAUGUGGAAAUCAAGCCAGAUGGUUUACUGUAUCUACCUGAAAUUAAGUACCGACGCAUUUUGAACAAGGCUUUUGGCCCUGGUGGUUGGGGUUUAGCUCCUCGAGGUGAACAUUCGAUUUCUAGUAAAAAUAUCUCUAGAGAAUAUGCUUUGAUUUGUCAUGGUAGAUUUGUAUCUCAAGCUCGUGGCGAACAAGAUUUCUUUGAUACCACUGGUUUACCCACUGCAUCAGAAGGUUGUAAAAGUAAUGCGUUGAUGCGUUGUUGUAAGGAUUUGGGUAUCGCUUCGGAAUUAUGGGAUCCUGUCUUUAUUCGAAAAUUCAAAAAGAAAUACUGUGUAGAAGUCUGGACUGAACAUGUUACUACCAAACGCAAAAAGAAACUCUGGAGGAAAAAGGAUGAUUCUUUGGAGUAUCCUUAUAAAGAAACUGGUUUGGCUUGAUAGUUGAUCUUUUAGUAUAGUCCCUACUUUUUAAUAAACAAUCUCAUUAUAUACAUAUAUAUAUAUAUAUAUGUGUAUGUAUCAUUCAAAAUAGC
This is a messenger RNA of Halteromyces radiatus, 1113 nucleotides long. RefSeq names its product putative mitochondrial genome maintenance protein Mgm101. Gene Ontology annotation, molecular function: single-stranded DNA binding. The transcript has 4 exons. Bases 59 to 1018 code for a protein of 319 amino acids. NCBI's taxonomy places the organism in Eukaryota, Fungi, Mucoromycota, Mucoromycetes, Mucorales, Cunninghamellaceae. The record is from RefSeq and is a predicted model, not a curated record. Gene Ontology annotation, cellular component: mitochondrial nucleoid; mitochondrial chromosome. Gene Ontology annotation, biological process: interstrand cross-link repair; recombinational repair.